Lemur catta (Ring-tailed lemur) is the source of this 365-nucleotide messenger RNA. Its product is annotated as calcineurin-binding protein cabin-1-like. Gene Ontology annotation, cellular component: nucleus. The record is from RefSeq and is a predicted model, not a curated record. Bases 127 to 357 code for a protein of 76 amino acids. NCBI's taxonomy places the organism in Eukaryota, Metazoa, Chordata, Mammalia, Primates, Lemuridae. Gene Ontology annotation, biological process: chromatin organization. The transcript has 5 exons. Gene Ontology annotation, molecular function: nucleosome binding.
GCCGGCCGGCGCUGGGGUCCGGGCUGACGCGCCGUUGCCGUGGAGACGCCCGGAGAUCUGUGGACUGGUGCAACCAUCGCCCGUGAUAGGAGUGAUGCUGCGUGGCAGUGCUGAGUCUCUCUGAAUAUGAUUCGAAUUGCAGCCUUAAAUGCCAGCUCCACCGUUGAGGAUGAUCAUGAAGGAAGCUUUAAAAGUCACAAGACCCAGACAAAGGAGGCCCAGGAAGCAGAGGCUUUUGCCUUGUACCAUAAGGCCCUGGAUCUGCAGAAACAUGACCGGUUUGAGGAGUCUGCCAAAGCCUACCAUGAGCUCCUGGAGGCGCGCCUGCUGCGGGAGAAUGUAGUGGCGUCAUCAUAGCUCCCUGC